Molecule: messenger RNA, 504 nt
Organism: Fusarium oxysporum Fo47
Lineage: Eukaryota; Fungi; Ascomycota; Sordariomycetes; Hypocreales; Nectriaceae
Exons: 2
Coding region: 1-504 (167 amino acids)
Source: RefSeq, a predicted model, not a curated record
AUGAGCAAUCCUAUAUUCCUUCCUGCUACGGAAUCGAUGCAAAACCUAUGCCAACAGCAACGGGAAAAAGAGGUACAGAGCGAGCGUGGUCCGCUGCGUGAAUACAAAGCCACCAUAACAGAUACCAAAAUUCUCUGUAAAUUCGAGAAUGAACAUGCGCACAAUAUUCGACGCCAAGCGCUGCAUAAAGGCAAAAUUAUCAGUAAAGCCCGAAAUUACGGACCUCGUGAACUUGACAAAGGCACGAUUGCGUCACCUGAGCGUACCAUCACCGUCUUUAUACCACUAGCGACACAAACUGCGGAUACGCAAAGGGUUCCUAAAGUCCUGUACCAACCCGACAAGGACAAAGCCGAGUUUAGGCAACCCCUACCUUGGGAUAUUGGGAACCAUAUUCAAAUCCCGGGAAAUAGUCGAAUUGUUGUAGAAGAAGGGCCAGUAGGCUUUGACAUGGUCCAAUAUGAUUGGGAGCCUGCUGAGGGCCAAGAGAGCAAGGAUGAAUAG